Messenger RNA from Colossoma macropomum (tambaqui), 654 nucleotides. RefSeq names its product protein LBH. The transcript is spliced from 4 exons. Lineage: Eukaryota; Metazoa; Chordata; Actinopteri; Characiformes; Serrasalmidae. Bases 259 to 570 code for a protein of 103 amino acids. The record is from RefSeq and is a predicted model, not a curated record.
AGAGAGAGAGUGAGUUUUGUUGAACAGCAACCUGAACAUGGGAUAAGACUCAACAGCUCAUUUUAUUGGCGCAUCUGUUCUGAAGAAGCAUCUUGUAGUUGCACCUCCUAGACCGACAGCCUACAGACCCUCUCACGGUACUUCAAGUUAGAGCUUUUCAGCACAAACCAGAAAGGAUUUAGUGUGAGUGCACCCUGCUGAGAAAGAGAACCAAGGACCUCCAGUGGACUAGACUACUUUACCAGAAGUGAAAAGAGAAUGACAGAGGUUAUAAACACACCAGAACAAACGAGAGGCGACCUGGCUGUAGGAGGAGCUUCUGGAGAGGAAGGCAUUUCCUUCCAGAUCAUCCCAGACGUACAGGAGCGGCACCCAAAGUUGUCCAAGCGUUUGCCCUCCAUUGUGGUGGAGGCCUCAGAGGGAGAGGUGGAGAGUGGAGAACUGCGGUGGCCUCCAGAUGACCAUACACAUACUCGCUGCCCAAGAGACACCACCCAGGACCCUGCUGCACAAACCCAGAUGACACAUGAAUGUGAAAUUACAGAAAACAUUCAGGAGCAGGAUGACUGAAGCAACAUGGGUACAUCUGAUGCAGCUGGGCAUUUCUGAAAUACAGUGUCCUCUGUCGUUAUCACAAGCCUCAGUUUUCAAAUC